AUGAAGUUACAUCAAAUUCGCCUGUUCCACUGUUCCCUUGUGCAGCUGAUCGAGAAGCUGAAGCGAUGCCACGAGGAGCACCCCAUUGCCAAGUUCUGGAACGUGUGCAGCGGCAUUAAGGUGGAGCUGGACGCGUGCUUCAGACAAGAGAAAGUGGAGCGCAGAACGGUGAAUCUCAAGGCCAGCAAGGAGUUUAGGGAAAGGCUGAGGGAGCAGAAGGCAGCAGAUGAGGCGGCAGGAGUGCCCAGAUGGACAGAAACGUUGAGGCAGCAGGAGGGAUCUCAGUCAUGA
This is a messenger RNA of Closterium sp. Naga37s-1, 291 nucleotides long. The record is from the annotation of a GenBank genome assembly. NCBI's taxonomy places the organism in Eukaryota, Viridiplantae, Streptophyta, Zygnematophyceae, Desmidiales, Closteriaceae.